GAAGCAAGUUUGAAGUAACUGUUGAACGUAGUAAGUAUCUCUUAUUAGUCUGUGCUGUUGAACGUAGAACGUAUAUGCUCUUGCUGUUGAACCACGGUUUGAAGAAAUUUAAAAUUGUAAACAGUUACUGGACUGAGGUGCUGCACAAUGCAGCAAUCAACGGACACCAUGGAACUGAUCAGCAUUGAGAAGAAGAAUUUGACAUCAAUGAAACUUGUCUUUUCAAUUGAUGCACUAAAACAAGGCACCUACAUAAGCCACAUUUAUGAUAUUUAUAACAUGAUAGACAUACAAUUUCUUCUCAAACAACAUGAAGACGAUGACCUCGAAUAUUACAUCUGCGCAAGAAAAUCUGAAUCGGCCUGCGCAAGCAAUUUAAAAAUUAAGAUUCAAAGAGCCUUUGAGGAAGCUGCACACACCUGCCAUUUGACAUGUAAAGUUCACUGGAGCCAAUGGCAACCUAUGGGAUACGAUUUAUCAAAUGACUCAAAAAGAUACCUUCAUCUCCAUUGCACUGUCUCUAUCACUUCUAAAAGAGAAGAUGGAGUUAUAAAGAGCCUUCAUGAAGACGAACAUUAUACCGACUUUCAAUUAAGCGCCACUGACGGCACUGUUGCAGUACACAAAGUACUCCUAGCUGCAAAUAGUCCGGUAUUUAAGACAAUGCUUAGCGGAGAAUGGAAGGAGGCAACUGAGGGCUGCCUAAAAGUUAAAGGUGUUACUCUCAGGACACUUAACCACCUGAAAGACUACAUGUAUUUGGGAGUCUUGCCUAACAGUGAUGUUUGUUCACUUCUCUUAGUAGCAAACUGCUACCUGAUUGAUACUUUGAAGCAAGAAUGCAUCAUUAAAAUCGCACAAAGCGUGACACCUGAGAACUUGCACAAAUUAUUAGAAUUUUCUACACAUAAUCAGAUCCCAGAAUUAACAUAUGCAAUACUUGAAGCUGUGCCAAAAUAUAUGGUCAAAUUAGCUCAAAAAAUAAGAAUCUCGAAACGUUAACCAUUUGACAUAAUUAUAGACAGAAAAUCAGUUACUUAAUGAAGAUCAAGCAUUUUUGAUAUUGUAUGAUGAAGAUGUUGAUUACAUGAUUACCUGCCAAAGUAAAUUAUUCUUAGAAUAUUUAUUUUAGAGACAAGGAAAUAUGCAAAGUUAUGUUAUGAUACAUUGAUGGUGCUUAUGGCAACUACUUCUUUUUUAGGGUUCUGUAGUCAACCCUUAUAGUUUCGCCUUAAAGGUCCGUGGUCGUUAGUGCUAGAACGCUGCAAUUUGGCAUGGAUAUAUAAUUCAAUAAAUGCGACAAGUAAUUUUUUUAGGGUACCUCCCCUACUAGUACCUACAGUGGGGAUGUUUUUUUUUUUCUCUAACCCUACAUGCACUUGUCCGGUUUUUAUUCUUUGCAAUUUCAAAGUUACCUACAUAUAUACAAUACAGCAGCAUUAACUGUUAACUUUCUUAAAAAUAUGACUAGAGCUAUACAAUGAUAUCCAUGCCUAAAACUACUCGUUUGGAAGCUUAUAACAGAGGUCAGACAAGAACAGUUAUUAAGAUAAGAUAAAUAGAUAGAUAGUUAGAUAGAUUCUUUAAUUGUCUUGUAGUUACAGUAAAUAGAAAAUAGAAUACAGCCAGAUUCACCAGUUGUAUAAAGAAAGAUGAAACCUUUGUAUAUUUCCUUGUUUCCGUUGAUUCACAUAUUUACUAUUUCACCUCCUGAUGACCAGCAUCAUGCACAGUGGAGUGGAUAUGGAAACAUAAUCUCUUUUUACUAAGCUAUAAGUACUUUUGACGCAUGGUCUGAUAUAUGUAACUUGAUGCUGACUGUACAGAGGCAACAAUUGUGCCAUUUUCAACCAAAAGGGUACUUAGUUGGUUGUCAAUAAGGUGCUAUUUCCAUAUAGCUUCAAUUUGAAAUCAACCUUAUCGACAACCGAUAAUGUGGUACCUUUUGGUUGAAAACGUCACAGUUAAUUAAUGACUGACAAUUUAUUAUAAAACGCCAAAUUUUAAUACCCAUUACCCAGUUGUCAGGAGGUUAAAUAAAGUUUUAAAAUAUAACUAUUAUUUUAAGCGAGAUGGUGGCAAGUGCUGCAACUGUGUAUAUAUUUUUAGGUUUCGGGUACUAUAUGUAUAAUUUUAUUUGGUACAAAUCCACAAAAAAGUUAUAUUAUGUACGGUCAGCUACAGAGAAAAGGUGCCACGCACGCUGCAUACAAACUUCUAUGCAGGGGUGGCACAUUUUCUCUGCAGCUGACUGUACUUAUCGUUAGAUACCGACAACGAAAGCAGCCAAAUAAAGUGUCUAACUUUGCACCAACUUUGAACAAAGUGUAGACGUGUCAGUGAAUUCAAAGAAAUAAUUCGGACGUUGAUUACUGUAAUAUGACUCACGUUAGAAGGGUCCGGGUCCCAGCCGAGGCGUCCAACAUUUCUUUUUCUAUAGAAAACAUCACAUGAUCAUCAAGGCUAGGAAUAGUGUCGGACGCGUCGGCUCGGAGCCUUCUAGCAUGACUCAUUCUAUUGCCAGUGUGCUUACCCUUUGAACGCCUGAUGGCGAAGGAAUAUGCCGUGCCUUGGACGCCAGGCCAUCGCGAUUAUUUAAGCAAAAUUGAGCUCCCCAAGUCCUGUGUAAGUCCCCAUUGCAUUUGCGAAGCUGACGGCUGUGGCCGUCGUUGGCAAGACUUUCCGAUGACGUCCACAGCCGUCUGUGGGGCUCAAAGGGUUGAAGUAUAGAUAGGCAUUUUUUUUUCGUAUGUAUAUUCUGAGCAAACUAUACUGAAAUAUGUAUAACUAAACUAAGAAAUACAGUGAUAAGGUAGUAAAUAAGAAAAAACAGUGGAUAGAUAAUUAUGUUUAUUUUAUUGAAAUUGUAUUUUAUAAAAAUUUUAACAUUAUCGACAAACCAGAAAAAUAGAUGCUGUAAUACAUGAAUCGUGUCGCUUAACUUGAAACUCGGGUAAAUCCAUUCGACAUCGACCCUCAGCAAAUAUCUACCCUAUUUUAUUACCUUUUCUUAAUACCAAAUUCGCAUAAUCUGACAAAUUGAUUUACCCGAGUUUGAAGUUAAGCGACUCGAUCUUUGUGACGAAACUGUAAAGGUGACAUAAGGAUGUCAACUGUAGCUGCAUUACUGUUGCCGCCCCUGUAAUCAAUCGGUUCGCCGCCGCAUUACUGCCGCGAUUAUGACGUUCAUUCCAUCACCCGUUUUAUCAAGAAAAUUGAUAAAUACAGCAGCGGCAACAACGACACUGCAACAGUAAUGCAGCUGCAUGCUGCAGUUGAUAUCCGAACGUCAUCUUAAUAAGACUUAUGAAUCUGUACCACAAAAGGAACAUAUAGCAAAAUCAUCUGUACACUUGUAUAGUAAAUACCUAGUCAAUUAAUGAAGAUUUUAAUUUUACCUAUAUUUAAAUACUCCAAUAAUGUUUCGUCACAAAUAGAUUAAGUAGCUUAAAGCCAUACUGAUGCAAAAAAGGUUUUUUUGUAAGUAAUAAUAAGUAUAAUUAUAAAUGUACAAUUUUAAAUUUAGAAUCAUUAGCAAAGACAUUAACUUGCAUUUUAUGUUCAUACCUAUGUGAAAGUAGUUUUUAUUUCUUUUAUUAUUUUUACGCAAUCGGAAAACGAUAUUGUGAUAUUAAUCAGAAAAAUAAUGAGUGAUUAAACUGUGAUUUAAAUA
This is a messenger RNA of Cydia strobilella, 3673 nucleotides long. RefSeq lists its product as uncharacterized. The record is from RefSeq and is a predicted model, not a curated record. NCBI's taxonomy places the organism in Eukaryota, Metazoa, Arthropoda, Insecta, Lepidoptera, Tortricidae. Gene Ontology annotation, molecular function: ubiquitin protein ligase binding. Gene Ontology annotation, biological process: proteasome-mediated ubiquitin-dependent protein catabolic process; regulation of proteolysis. The transcript is spliced from 3 exons. The coding region runs from base 148 to 1002 and encodes 284 amino acids. Gene Ontology annotation, cellular component: cytoplasm.